Messenger RNA from Protopterus annectens (West African lungfish), 1753 nucleotides. It is a transcript of the gene FAM221B, whose product is annotated as family with sequence similarity 221 member B. The record is from RefSeq and is a predicted model, not a curated record. Bases 135 to 1148 code for a protein of 337 amino acids. The transcript has 6 exons. Lineage: Eukaryota; Metazoa; Chordata; Ceratodontiformes; Protopteridae.
GCACAAUACAAAAACAGAUCAAAUGAUAAAAUGGCACAUACCGUACUUGACAUAAAUUAGUAGCCACAGUUACUCAAUCUGAUUUUUAUUUCUUAAAAGCUUAACCAUUUAGCGUUAAAUGAAAAUAAACGAAAAUGGAAAGCAAACAAUGGUGCCAAGCAGACAAGAGAGCAAAGAAAGUCUUAUCUCAAUAUGGAGGCAAAAAUUCAUUAUCCAGUGCUAGAACAAAACCUCUUUCUGAGAAUAGUGCUGACAACGGUGGAAUUGUAUCUGAAGUAAGAGCUAAGACGGAAAGUAUUAACUCACAUCAGGAAUCUGGACACAGGUGUAAAACUGUAACCAAGCAACUGGUUCCAAAAGGGUAUACAGUAAAACCCAUAAUCCCCGCAAGAAAUGCUGAUUUGGUUUCUGUAGCAAAAGCUAUGCACAGAGAACAGUUUGGAAAGACUGUAAAACAAUUGUUCAACCCGGAGACAGAAGCAGCCAAGAAGGCCAUGCAGACUGGAAUAUAUAUUGGUUGGAGAUGCCCAGAAAACAACUGGGAUUGCUUUAGAGUUGGUGAUGAAUCCAAAUGCUUUUGUGGUCAUUUUUUAAAGGAACAUCAAAAUUAUACAGGUCAGAGUGUAAGAGUUCCAUGCUGCAUGACAUCCUGCAGAUGCAAAGCUUUUGAGUUCAUUCCAGCUCGGCCAGAAGAAGUUGGAGAGUUCUGGCACAGAAAGAGACCUGGCUUUGAUGAAUCAACAUGGAGAGCUAGAUGCCGGUGCAAACAUCAUCAUGAGGAGCAUGAUCCCACCACACGGCGUGCCUGCAAAGCUAAGGGUUGCCAGUGCUGGAUGUUUGAGUCAGACUUUCUCUGUGCUGCAUGUGACAGACACUGGGAAGAACAUGAGACAUUUUUUGAUACUGCUCUGUCCAGGAAAGAAAAGGGGCUUCCUUACGGGGAACACUUCCUUCCAUUUGCUGAGAUGCCUAGUCUUAGAAAUGUAGUUCUGUUUGAAAAAACUGAUAAAUUGGAACCUGCACCCAUUAGAAGAGGCCCUCAACAAUUAACAUGUCCACCAGCUUUGGAAUAUUCCUUCACUAAUCCUAAUGCAACUAAAGCAGUUCCCACUUGCAGUAGGAGAAUGAAUUCUGAUCCAAUUUUAUAAAAUGCUUUAAAUCUCAUUACCAGCAUGUAUGUGAUUACAAAAUGGCUCCCUAUCAGAUUAUCAUGGAAUGGGUAAUGUUCCUUUCCUCACUGUAGUGUGAUCUCGGAGUUGAUAUAUUUAAUAAUCAGGGGCUGUGGGAGAUGUGGGUGGGGGCUUAGCCCCUGCAAAAUAUAAAAAAAAUUGUUUUUAUUUUUUUUAUUUUAUUUUCAAAGUUUUAAAACUUCAAUCAUAUGGUCUCGGUCAUAUGAAUUUCAAAGUUUUGAAUCUUCAAUGGUCUGAUAGGGAUCUUAUAAAACAUAUAAGACUUUCAACAGCAUUUAAUAUUCCAUCAAUCAUAGUGCAGUUCUUCAUUAUGAGGUAAAACAAGCCAAAUCAUGCUUUGUAUACACAAUAAGAUGGUCAUUUUGGAACUUAGGAGUUUGAAAUUGCUAAAAAAUACGUCAUAUGCAUGAAAUUCAUUUUAGUUACUAAAAAAGUAGAAUUCAGUUAAUUUUACAGUGUUACUGUACUACUGUAUAAUGUUGUGUAUUUUAUCAUAAAUAUAGAGCUUGUGUCUCUGCAGCAUAAUCAUUUACAACAUUUAAUGAAUAAAGUUGUUAAUCUGA